Molecule: messenger RNA, 2231 nt
Organism: Lepus europaeus (European hare)
Lineage: Eukaryota; Metazoa; Chordata; Mammalia; Lagomorpha; Leporidae
Product: signal peptide peptidase-like 2B
Exons: 16
Coding region: 4-1791 (595 amino acids)
Biological process (GO): membrane protein proteolysis
Cellular component (GO): lumenal side of endoplasmic reticulum membrane; Golgi-associated vesicle membrane; cytoplasmic side of endoplasmic reticulum membrane
Molecular function (GO): aspartic endopeptidase activity, intramembrane cleaving
Source: RefSeq, a predicted model, not a curated record
GAUAUGGCGGCGGCGCUGGCGCUGGCGCGGCUCGCGGCGGCCUCGCUGCUCUUCGCGGCCCAGGUGGCCGGCGAGUACGGGAUGCUGCGCGUGGUGUCCCAGACGGAGACGCUCAGGGGCAAGGACUACUGCGUCCUGUACAACCCGCAGUGGGCGCCCCUGCCGCACAGCCUUGGCAAGGCGUCUCUCCUGCAGCUGCACAACUGGACGGGCUCCCUGCUCUGCUCGGCGGCCGACCUCCCCGCCGGCGGCUUCCGCAGCCGGCUCCCGCUGGUGGCGCGCGGCAACUGCACCUUCUACGAGAAAGUGCGGCUGGCGCAGGGCGGCGGGGCGCGCGGGCUGCUCGUCGUCAGCAGGGAGAAACUGGUGCCCCCCGGGGGCAACAAGACCCAGUACGAGGAGAUUGGCAUCCCCGUGGCCCUGCUCAGCCAUGACGACGCGCUGGACAUCUUCGGGCGGUUCGGCAGUGCGGCGAGGGCGGCGCUGUACGCCCCCAAGGAGCCGGUGCUGGACUACAACCUGGUCAUCAUCUUCAUCAUGGCCGUGGGCACCGUCGCCCUCGGGGGCUACUGGGCCGGGAGCCGGGACGUGAAGAGAAGGUACCUGAAGCAGAAGCGCGACGAGGGCGCCGAGAAGCGGGAGGACACGGCGGUGGACGUGACGCCGGUCAUGAUCUGCGUGUUCGUGUUCACCUGCUGCUCCAUGCUGGUGCUGCUCUACUACUUCUACGACCAGCUCGUCUACGUCAUCAUUGGGAUCUUCUGCCUGGCCUCGGCUACCGGCCUCUACAGCUGCCUGGCGCCCCUGGUCCGCAAGCUGCCGUUCUGCGCGUGCAGGGUCCCCUACCUGCACAAGCGCCCGCAGGCCCGCAUGCUGCUCCUGGCGCUGCUGUGCGUCGCCGUCAGCGUGGUGUGGGCCGUCUUCCGGAACGACGACCGGUGGGCCUGGGUGCUGCAGGACGCCCUGGGCAUUGCCUUCUGCCUGUACAUGCUGAGGACCAUCCGCCUCCCCACGUUCAAGUCCUGCACGCUGCUGCUGCUGGUGCUCUUCCUCUACGACGUCUUCUUCGUCUUCGUCACACCUUUCCUGACCAAGCCCUGCCCCCCACGCCCGGGCCCUGACGCCCAUCCUGUGCAGAGUGGGAACAGCAUCAUGGUGGAAGUGGCCACGGGGCCUGCGGACUCGGCCACGCACGAGAAGCUGCCCAUGGUCCUGAAGGUGCCCCGGCUCAACGCCUCGCCGCUGGCCCUGUGUGACCGGCCCUUCUCCCUGCUGGGCUUCGGGGACAUCCUGGUGCCAGGGCUGCUGGUCGCCUACUGCCACAGGUUUGACGUCCAGGCACAGGCAUCCAGAGUCUACUUCGUGGCCUGCACCAUCGCCUACGGCCUGGGCCUCCUGGUGACGUUCCUGGCGCUGGUGCUGAUGCAGCGCGGCCAGCCGGCGCUCCUCUACCUGGUGCCCUGCACGCUGGGCACGAGCUGCGCCGUGGCGCUCUGGCGCCGGGAGAUGGGCGCCUUCUGGAGCGGCAGCGGCUUUGCGAAGGACCUCCCUCCGACUCCGUGGGCCGCCACGCCCACCGACGGCCCCCAGCCUCCCAAGGACCCGCAGCCUCCAUGUGAAGACGUGGCCAGCCCCGCCCUGCCUGCCGCGCAGCCCCCCAAGCCGCAGCCCCCCGGGCCGGCAGUGCCCGAGGAGGCCGGGGCUGGAGCCCCUGCCCGGGAGCCCGACAGCCCCCGCAGUCCCCGCAGCCCCACGGGCGCGGACGAGGCCCGGAGCAGCACGUCAGCCUAGGGCGGGGGAGGCAGGACUCGGCCAAAAAGCCGUCUACACCCGCGGGAGGGGGAGACGGCGCGGCCGCCGCGCGGACCAAGACCUGCGCCGGGCGCCCUCCCCACAUGGUGCUCAGCCCCCGGCCAGGUGCCCGGCUCCAGCCCUGCCCCCUGCGCGGCAGCCUCUCCCUGGCCCGGGGCACAGGACCGGGCAGUGCGGCCACGUUUGGUGCUUCCUCGGCUGCUGCCCGCCAGGCGCAGGGCCCGGCGGGAUCCCGGUCUCCGCCCCGGUGGUCCAGACGCCAGGGCCUCGGGCCGCCGGCUGCCGGCUCUGCUGGGGCCGGGCUCCGAGGGCGGCCUGUGGGGGUCACAGACGAGGCUGCGCCCCGGCCCGGCUCCUCUCGGGGGCCCAGGGGGUGCCAGCCGCCCGCCGGGGAGGUUUAAUAAAAGGUCACGGCUGAA